This is a messenger RNA of Cyclocybe aegerita, 1533 nucleotides long. The record is from the annotation of a GenBank genome assembly. Lineage: Eukaryota; Fungi; Basidiomycota; Agaricomycetes; Agaricales; Hemipholiotaceae.
UGGACUCCUCGGAGGCUGUUUCGAUAAAUCUACCAACGCCGACAGCUCUGAACAGCAAAGAAGAAAUACAAGUGACUAUAGUCAGAUCUGAAAGCUCUGUUGACCGUCAGGCCACUAGCCUCGUGAGAGACAAAAGAAACCCUCUGAACUUCAGCAAGUCAAGAAAAUGGAUGAUCACCGUUGUAACGUCGUUCUUCACGUUUCUUGUCUGAACCUCAGCUGUGUCUUUCACGCUGGGCGCGCCAUCCUUGAUGCGCGACCUGAAUUGCACCGCCUUCGAUGCGAUACUUGGACUGAGCCUCUAUCUGCUUGGUUUUGGACUACUCCCGCUUAUUACGUCUGCGCUCAGCGAGGAAUUCGGAAGGCAGCCUCUAUAUUACGUCUCUAUCAUUGGAUUUCUUCUUACACACCUUAUGGCUGCGUCGUCACAGGACAUUCGGACCGUUCUGGUAGCCCGCUUUCUCCAAGGUGCUUUCGGAUCGACUGGAGCGGUUACAGUUGCGGGAACGAUUGCUGAUAUAUGGUCUCCACAUGAGAGGGGACAGCCAAUGUCAUUUUAUUCAUUAAUCGCCUUUUGGGGCAAUGCAGUUGGCGGGAUGGCUGGUGGUUGGAUCGAAGUGAAUUCGAAGCUGGGGUGGAGGUGGAUUCAAUGGAUCCAUGUAAUGACUGUGGUAGUUUACUUCCUGUUCUUUAUCUCCGCUGUCAAAGAAACUCGGAUAUCUGUCAUUCUUCGCAAGGAGGCCAAAACGCGAGGACACACGAGUGAGGAAUCGGGCUCACUUGCCCAACCCGAUGUCCAAAAAAGCUUGCGCGAAAUGCUAUAUCUCUCGUGUACUCGGCCUAUUGGGCUGCUUUUCACUGAGCCUAUUGUAUUCGCCAUAAGCGUUUGGAUCGGGUUUGCGUGGGGCGUGUAUUACUGCAUGAUCGGGUCCAUACCAGGCGUUUUCAGGUCACUCCAUAGCUUCAACCAGGGCCAAGUUGGGACCGUUUACUUGACCAUGGGGGCUGGUAGUGUAAUCGGCUUCUUCACCAACAUGCACCAAGAGAAGCUCUAUCAGAAGAAUAUCGCAAAGAGAGGCCCCCAGGCCAGACUACACGCCUCGAUCCCAUCCAUACCAUGGGCAGUGCUGGUUCUCGCCCUGAUAGUCUACAUUUGGGCGGUGUUCACAAUCUAUCUUGCAGUCUUCACGUAUCUGGCAGACUGGUAUGGAACGUAUGCAUCGUCAGCCCUCGCGGGUCAGAGUCUCUUUCGUGGGUUCUUCCGAUAUUCCGAUAUUUCUUCUCGCUGGAAAGUGCGCAUAGGCAGCAUCCUGGGCACGGUAUUCCCACUGUUUUCGGACAGUAUGUUCGGUGCCUUGGGCUACAAGUGGGCCAAUACCACCUUCGCCUGUGUUGCGCUGGUUAUGAGUCCGAUACCGGUGGUGCUGUUCUUCUACGGGCCGAAAAUAUUGGCGAUGAGUCGUGUUGGAAGAACCAUUGCUGAAGCAGGAGGAAAGGAAGUCGAGCAGGAACAAGAGGUGGCCUGCAGGUAGG